AUGGGAAAUUUACAAUUUUAUCCAUCUAUCCGAAGCAGUACUGAGCAGCUGUGGUGAGGGUGAAUUUGUCAUUUUGCUCGAGGGACCACGCGCCGCUUUCCGACCUCAGUUCAUUCGACGAAUGCCAUUCAACUUCUCGACCAACGACGAGAAUCGUAAAACCAAGGCUUCAUUCGUCGAGUUAUAGGUUUUUAGUAAACGGUCGGAAAUUGAAAUCGAGGUCUGUUACUUCUUAGCCUCUUGGUCGGAUCUGAUUUUUGCUCAGACGUUGAACAUUCCGAGUUUCGAUCGCGGGGAGAGUUUGGGAACCCUCGGGAGAGCAUUUAUCUGCUGACGAGAAGAUUUCAGGUUGUCGGAGGAUUCGGUGAUCGUCUGGGAUUUGACUCGGAGAGGAUUUUGAAGGAUAAUUUGGGUUUUCGAACUCGAUUUCACCUGAAAUGUCGGACGCUCUUUCUGCGAUUCCGGCUGCUGUUCAUCGCAAUCUUUCCGACAAGUUGUAUGAGAAGCGGAAGAAUGCCGCUCUUGAGCUGGAGGGGAUUGUGAAGAGUCUAGUUGCUGCGGGAGAUCAUGAAAAGAUGUCGAAAAUUAUCGAGUUGUUGAUAAAAGAAUUUGCAAAAUCACCUCAAACAAAUCAUCGGAAGGGUGGUUUGAUCGGCUUAGCUGCUGUAACAGUUGGGUUGUCUUCAGAAGCUGCUCAAUAUCUCGAGCAAAUAGUACCGCCUGUGAUUAAUUCCUUUUCUGAUCAAGAUAGCCGAGUUCGAUACUAUGCUUGUGAAGCUCUCUAUAAUAUUGCAAAGGUUGUGAGGGGCGAUUUCAUUAUUUUCUUUAAUGAUAUUUUUGAUGCUUUGUGCAAACUCUCAGCAGAUUCUGAUGCCAACGUGCAAAGUGCUGCUCACCUUUUAGAUCGCCUUGUCAAGGAUAUUGUUACAGAAAGCGAUCAGUUCAGUAUUGAGGAAUUUAUACCUCUCUUAAAAGAGCGCAUGAACGUUCUAAACCCUUAUGUUCGGCAAUUUCUGGUUGGGUGGAUCACUGUGCUUGACAGUGUUCCGGACAUUGAUAUGCUUGGUUUCCUUCCAGACUUUCUUGAUGGCUUGUUCAAUAUGUUGAGUGACUCCAGUCAUGAAAUUCGGCAACAAGCGGACUCAGCUCUUUCAGAGUUUCUCCAAGAGAUAAAAAAUUCACCAUCUGUAGAUUAUGGUCGCAUGGCUGAAAUAUUAGUGCAGAGGGCUUCUUCACCUGAUGAAUUCACUCGAUUAACAGCAAUCACAUGGAUAAACGAGUUUGUAAAACUUGGGGGUGACCAGCUUGUCCAUUAUUAUGCGGAUAUUCUUGGAGCUAUUCUGCCUUGUAUAUCUGAUAAAGAAGAGAAAAUCAGGGUGGUUGCUCGUGAAACCAAUGAAGAACUCCGGUCAAUCCAAGUGGAGCCCUCAGAUGGCUUUGAUGUCGGGGCAGUUCUCUCUGUAGCUAGGAGGCAACUAUCAAGUGAAUGGGAGGCUACUCGAAUUGAAGCAUUGAACUGGAUAUCAACACUUCUGAACAAGCAUCGUUCUGGGGUGUUAUGCUUUCUAAAUGACAUUUUUGACACCCUUCUGAAAGCACUAUCUGAUCCGUCCGAUAAUGUGGUGCUCUUGGUCCUGGAGGUUCAUGCUGGUGUAGCAAAAGAUGCACAGCACUUUCGCCACCUCAUUGUCUUUCUAGUCCAUAAUUUUCGUAUUGAUAAUUCUCUUCUGGAGAGGCGAGGUGCUCUUAUAAUUAGGCGACUUUGUGUGCUUUUGGAUGCUGAAAGAGUUUACCGAGAACUUUCAAAUAUACUCGAGGGAGAAUCGGAGCUGGAUUUUGCUUCUACCAUGGUUCAGGCAUUGAAUUUAAUUUUGCUUACUUCCCCCGAGCUAUCAAAACUCCGAGACCUUUUAAAACAUUCUCUUGUCAACCACGAAGGGAAAGGCCUUUUUGUCGCCUUGUACGCUUCAUGGUGCCAUUCACCCAUGGCAAUAAUAAGUCUUUGCUUACUAGCUCAGGCAUACCAACAUGCAAUUAUGGUAAUUCAAUCUUUGGUUGAGGAAGACAUUAACGUUAAAUUCCUGGUCCAGCUGGAUAAAUUGAUCCGGCUGCUGGAAACUCCGAUUUUUACUUACCUUAGAUUGCAGCUUCUGGAACCAGGAAGAUGCAUUUGGUUACUGAAAACACUUUAUGGUCUUCUAAUGUUACUUCCCCAGCAAAGUGAAGCAUUUAAGAUUCUAAGAACCCGGCUCAAGACCGUACCAUCAUACUCCAUCAGAGGUGAAAAACUGAGCCGAGCAUCUUCAGGAGGAGUCCCCUUCUGCCAAUACCUACACCACGGAUCACAAUUCGAAGAGGACAGUAACAUAGACGAUGAAGAAACGAGCAAUUCCCAUUCCCACCGAGGCAUUAACUUUGCUGCGAGGCUGCAGCAGUUUCAGAAAGUGCAGAAUCAGCACCGUGAGCAUGUAAAAGCUCGAGCGAGCUCACAGAACAACAGCAUGAGUUCCUCUACUUCGAAUUCAGAGGUACUUCCCAUUUCGCAUACUGACAUGGCUGUUUCACGGAUUAGAGAACUUAAUAUAAACGGUUAGGACAAGGGUCAAGAAAAAAGAACCGUUAAUAGUUACAGCUUUUAUCCGGCAUUGUAUUUGCUGCCUCCUUUUCUUCGUUCGGACACCAAUCAAAAGGUCCCUCGCCUUGUAUCUGAUUCUCUCCCCACUUGUAAAAUUGUAUAUCUUUAGUAAGUCUGAGUUCUUUGAUUUUACGCUU
This is a messenger RNA of Tarenaya hassleriana, 2772 nucleotides long. Its product is annotated as protein VAC14 homolog. The record is from RefSeq and is a predicted model, not a curated record. The transcript has 19 exons. Gene Ontology annotation, cellular component: endosome membrane; PAS complex. NCBI's taxonomy places the organism in Eukaryota, Viridiplantae, Streptophyta, Magnoliopsida, Brassicales, Cleomaceae. Bases 438 to 2594 code for a protein of 718 amino acids. Gene Ontology annotation, biological process: phosphatidylinositol biosynthetic process; positive regulation of kinase activity.